This is a messenger RNA of Anolis sagrei ordinatus, 3187 nucleotides long. Its product is annotated as cyclic AMP-responsive element-binding protein 3-like protein 3. Lineage: Eukaryota; Metazoa; Chordata; Lepidosauria; Squamata; Anolidae. Gene Ontology annotation, molecular function: DNA-binding transcription factor activity, RNA polymerase II-specific; RNA polymerase II cis-regulatory region sequence-specific DNA binding. The record is from RefSeq and is a predicted model, not a curated record. Gene Ontology annotation, cellular component: nucleus. Gene Ontology annotation, biological process: regulation of transcription by RNA polymerase II.
CGGACUUUGACCUUUGCCACAUCGAAAGAGGCUCUGGCCUGAGCAGAGGAGUGAAGCAGAAGAAUAGAGGGACCCAUUGCAGUUGACGAGACAACAGGAGACCAGGGAUCCAUGGCCUCCAUUGAUGGCAUGGAGCUGCUGGACCUCCUCUUUGACCGGCAGGACGGCGUCCUUCGCAGUGUGGAGAUGGGCUCCUCCGUGACCCCUUGGAUGGGACCAGGCGAACACCUCCUGCCUGAGGGAGAGGGGGACGUGGAGUUCCUGGCCUCCCUGCUGGACUCCCCUGGCUGGUCUCCGUCUGUUAGCGACAGCGGGAUCUCGGAGGACCCCCCCUCGGACCACUUGGACAGCCCCCCACAUUGCGUCCCCAGUGGAAGCAGCCCGGGGCCCUGCUCUGAGAGAAGCCCACGUGGGGACCGGGCCCACAACAACCCUUUCCAGCCCGUGCUGGUUCCAAAAGACCCAGCCUCCGAGGUGUCCAUCGAGUUCAGUAUGUGGGACUCAGGGUUUUAUCCGGAGGAAAGGCAAGAACUGGUUACUUCUAUUUUGGAUUCGCCUUCCUGCACCUUGACCAUCAAAGACCUCCUUCUGUCAAACACCUGCGAAAUGCAUCCGCAGGCUCUGACCGCAUCAGUGGCAAGGCAAAGUGGCUGUGCGAUGCCCCAGGAACUGGUGCUGACAGAGGACGAGCGGAAGCUGCUGGCCAAGGAGGGUGUGGCACUGCCCUCCCAGCUGCCCCUCACCAAGUAUGAAGAGCGGAUCCUGAAGAAGAUCCGCAGGAAGAUCCGGAACAAGCAGUCAGCACAGGAGAGUCGGAAGAAGAAGAAAGAAUACAUCGACGGUUUAGAGAGCCGGAUGUCUGCCUGCACAGCCCAGAAUCAGGAGCUGCAAAGGAAAGUGGUCCAUCUGGAGAAGCAGAACCUGUCCCUCCUCCAGCAGCUGAAGAAGCUUCAGGGCCUGGUGAUGCAUUCCAGCAGCAAGGCAGCUCAGACCAGCACUUGCAUUGCGGUCCUGCUUCUGUCCUUCGCCCUGAUCAUCUUUCCCUCCUUCAGCGCCUUCAACCGCAAGGAAACACAGGCUGGAGGAGACUUCCUACCGGUGAGAGUCUUUUCCAGGUCACUCCACGAUGAUGCUUCAUCCAGAGUGGCCUUCUCCCUGGACAAGGGCCCAGCCACAGACCAAGAGCCAGAGAAGAAGUCGCUGCAGCCUCCCCUCUGGACUGAAUACGCCCAGGAAGGCCCCCCAGAAGAGAGCCCCUUCUUCUCACGGCUCCGGAAGAGCGGAGUGGUGGCUCUGGGCAAUGGCACCAUCCCCAAGGAGAGCCGGGCAGACUUCGAGGGGCACAGUGUGGCAGCUGUGGCCUGGACGGAGCCCAAUGCCUCUGGGAAGAUCAUCCUAGAACCAGCUGAAGAGCUGUAACCCCCCUCCCCCCUUUUUCUUUCUCUCUGGGGACUUUGAUGAGAUUUGGGGAGGGAGGCAGUCAGGGUGUGUAUAUAUUUGCAAGGAGGGAAAGCCACCCAUCCCAAAAGUGAGUCGUAGAAGCCUAGGGUUGUAUAUCGUCUACCAUUGCAGUAGUUCCACAGUUCAGCUUUUGUUGCCAGCAGUAGAGCUAUUGAGCUUCAGCAAUUUCAGGAGCAAAGUCAAGUUUUAGAAGUUAUAGAAGACUUUAUUGAAAGAACUACAUUUCUAUAUAGGAAAGUUAAGGCUUAGCUAUCAAAAUAUCUAACUCUCUGAAGGAGACAUCUUGCCUCUCUCCGGGUUCACAGGAAUAGAAAAGAGGCAGUGCAGCAAAUCAGAAACUUCUAGUGCCAGCAGUAGAGCCAUUGAGCUUCAGCAAUUUCAGGAGUGAAGUCAAUCUCUCUCUCUCUCUCUCUCUGGAGAUAUCUUAUCUCUCUCCAUGCUCACAGGAGAAGGAAAGAGGCAGUGCAGCAGUAGAGCCUUUGAGCUCUAGCCAUUUACAGGAGAUUUUAUUGAAAAAACUAUAUUUCCAUAUAGGGAAGUUAAGGCCUAGCUAUCUCACUAUCUCACUCUCCCUGGAGGCAUCUUGCCUCUCUCCAUGCUCACGGUAGGACAUAAGUGGCCAUUUAGCAGAUCAGAAGUUUCUAGUGCCAUCAGUAGAAUCAUUGGGCUUCAGCCAUUUACAGGAGGAGAGUCAAGCUUUAGAAGUUAUAGAAGACUGUAUUGAAAGGGAAGUAAAGGCCUAGCUAUCUCACUAUCUCUCUGAAGCAGACAUAUGUCCUCUCUCCAGGCUCACAAGAGGACAAAAGAGGCAGUUAGCAGAACAGAAGCUUGUAUUGCCAGCAGUAGAGUCACUAAGCUCCAGCAAUUUGCAGGAUACAUUAUUAGAACUACAUUUCCAUACGGGGAAGUUAAGGCCUCGCUUCCUCACAAUCUAGCUCUCUGAAGCAGACAUCUUGCCUCUCCAGGCUCACAGGAGGCAGCUCUUCAGCUCAGAAGUUCAUAGUGUCAGCAGUAGAGCCUCUGAGCUUCAGCCAUUUACAGGAGACUUUAUUCAAAGAAUUCCAUUUCUAGACAGGGCAGCUAAGGCCUAUCUCACAAUCUAGCCUUCUGCAGCAGACAUCUCGUCUCGCUCCAGGUUCAUAAGAGGCAGAUUAGCAGAUCAGAAGCUUCUAUUGCCAGCAGUAGAGCCAUUGAGCUUCAGCAAUUUACAGGAGCAAAGUCAAGCUUGAAAAGACUAUUCAGAGGGCUACAUGACAAAAUAGGAAAGUAGGCAAAGCUCUUAGACAAAAGGAGCGGCUUUUAUUCUUGUUGGGUAUGAUUUGCAAAAAAGGAAAAAGCAUUCAAAAAUAGUAAAGUAACAGCAGCAGUUGAGAAGCUUCUAGUGCCGGCAGUAGAGCCAUUGAGCUUCAGCAAUCGGGGAGCAUAGUGAAGUUUUGUAUGUUAUUAAAGGCUUUAUUGAAAGAACUAAAUUUUGAGAUAGGAAAGUUGACAGGGGGCCUAAUUAUCUAACUCACAGUUGACAUCUCAUCUCUCCAUGCUCACUGGGAGAAAACGGGCUUGCCAUGUGCUCAGAAAAGCAACAGUCUAACGAACUAAUAGGAGAGAAUAUAUUGACUCAGAGGUUUCUUCUUCUUCUACAUCCCAUAUAAGAAGAAAGAACAUCCAUGUAAUGAUUUAUGUUAAAUGUGUUGUGUGUAAAAUCUAAACCAGUGAUCCAAGUCCUGCA